AGGAAAUAUUGCCAGGGCAGCCAAUACGGAGGGCACCUCCUCCUGCUCUCCCCCUUUAUUCUUUUGAAUGGGACACUCCUCUUCACUUUUGCUCUCUGCCUAGUGGAGUGUGUGUGGAGACAGAGCUGAAAAGUGUGUGUGAGGAGUGUAGUGGCAGUGUGGACAUGACACAAUUCAGUCUGGGAGACUGAUCAACUGGGUGGACGUGGUCAAGACUUGAUAUGAUGCCUAAGAUGAGGACCCAGUUUGGAGUUUUGUUUUUGUUGACCCUGUGGGUGGUCUACUCUGAUGCUUGGUUCUGGACCCGGAGUGGUACUACAACUUUUCCCCCAACAGUGGACCAUGAGGGGUCUGGCAGUCCAGCAGGUAGUGGAGAUGCACCAUCAGAGAACAUUACAGGUGUUGCAGCAGAGAUCAUUGAUGAGGGACAUGGGAUCCAAAAAAAUGUGCAGACUUGGGAUGAGACCACUGAGGGACUUCGACUGACCACUCUAAUACCUACAACACAACCGGAGAAUGAACGUGAAUCAGAAAAGGGAACAGCAGGGAUUUCGUCACGCAUACGUAAACCUGAAGACAAUGGAGUCUCCCUGCUACAGCUGAUUGGGGAUCCUCCUCCAAGUACGAUCGCCCAGGUCUAUGGGCCCGACAGCAGCCCCGGCUAUGUCUUUGACCGUGACGCCAACACGGGCCAGCUGGCCCGCGCCCACCUGCCGAGCCCGUUCUACCGAGACUUCGCCCUCAUCUUCAACUUGAAACCCACCACCGAGCGGGCCGGCGUCAUCUUCUCCGUCACAGAUGCCGCACAGAAGAUCAUGUAUGUGGGUGUUAAACUGUCGGCCGAGCAGGGCGGCAACCAGAAUGUCCUCCUGUACUACACAGAGCCCAAAUCGCAGAAGUCGUACGAGGCGGCCAGGUUCCUCGUGCCCUCCAUGAGGGACACCUGGACUCGUUUUGCCAUUGCUGUGAGGGAUGACAAGGUGAUGUUCUACCUCAACUGUGACACAGACCCUCAGGUGAUGCGCAUCGAGAGGUCCCCGGACGAGAUGGACCUGCAGGCCGGUGCCGGGGUCUUUGUCGGGCAAGCUGGAGGAGCUGAUCCUGACAAGUUUGUGGGAGUGAUCGGUGAGCUGAGGGUGGUGGGAGACCCCCGUGCUGCUGAGAGGCACUGUGAAGAGGAUGAAGAUGACUCAGAUAUGGCUUCAGGUGAAGGAAGCGGCUAUGAAGAAACCAGACCCCCACAGCCAACCGUGGAGAAACAUAGAAUGAUGACUGCUCCUCCAUCUUCCCGGCCCAUUCAGCAGCCACCACUGACCAGGAAAGAGGAACUGUCAAUUGCAAGAGAAACAGCAAGUGACUCCGAGUACGUUUCACUUUCUGUGGAGCCCGGGCGGGAGCUUCCUGGGUCACCAGGUCCAGCUGGGGGUACAGGAGAAAAGGGUGACCGGGGGGACACAGGACUGAAAGGAGACAGGGGUCCAAUUGGGCCGAAGGGAGACGCUGGCUCUGGAUCCGGCUCUCGAGGUGGAGCCCGUGGAGAGAAGGGAGAUCCAGGGGAAAAGGGAUUCAAGGGCAGUGCAGGCUUCGGCUACCAAGGAAAGAAGGGCGACAUCGGCCCACCUGGGGCACCCGGCCCCCCCGGCCCUCCAGGGCCCGCAACCGAGUUCUCAGUCGGUAGCGACGGCUCAGUUUCUUCCAGAGGCCCCGGACCCCGAGGACCGGCCGGACCACAAGGUGCUGCGGGCCCCCAGGGACCGCCAGGAGCUGAUGGAGAGCCAGGGGAUCCUGGUGAGGAUGGAAAAACGGGUGCUGAUGGACCACCUGGCUUCCCAGGAACCCCAGGUGACUCUGGAACUAAAGGAGAAAAGGGAGACCGUGGAGAGGGUCAACCUGGCCCGAGGGGAUCCCCAGGACCUCCGGGACCCCCAGCAACAGGACUCAGAUCUACUUUUGUGGACAUGGAAGGCUCUGGUUUCCCUGAUCUGGAAUCUGUUCGGGGAUUGCGUGGCCUACCAGGUCCUCCUGGUCCCCCCGGUCCCCCCGGUCCUGCUACUGCCUCUACAGCAGGAGCAGCUGGGGCAUUCGGACCACCAGGAAAGGACGGGGUGCCCGGUCAACCUGGCUUGCCUGGUUUGCCGGGUACUGAUGGCCGCCCAGGGGUUUCUGGUCCCAAGGGAGAUACGGGUGAUUCAGGCGAUCUGGGUCUUCCAGGAGCAGUCGGAGAGAAGGGAUCUCAAGGAGACCAUGGUUUACCAGGAACCUCAGGAGAGACUGGACUGGCUGGUCUGCCCGGACCUCUUGGACCAGUUGGGCCUCCAGGGCCUCCGGGGCCUCCUGGAUCAAGCUAUCGUGUUGGAUUUGAUGACAUGGAGGCCUCCGGUGGAGGGUUCAGCAAUGGACUGCCUGGCGUCAGAGGACCUGAGGGAAGACAGGGUUCUCCUGGCUUGCCUGGACUUCCGGGCAAAGCUGGGUUGCCUGGUAUACCAGGUCAGAAGGGCAGUGAAGGUCUCACAGGAAGAGAUGGACGUCCAGGGUUGGAUGGCUUCCCUGGACCUCAGGGACCAAAGGGUGACCAUGGCAACACAGGAGAGAGGGGUGAAUCGGGUCGAGAUGGAACAGGUCUCCAAGGGCCCCCCGGACCACCUGGACCACCAGGACAAAUCAUUCACCAAACAUCUGGAGAUGGAGGAGCUGGUUUACCUGGUCAAGCUGGAUUCCCUGGUCCUAUUGGACCAAAGGGGGACAGAGGAGACCCUGGCCUUCCAAGCUACGGGGUCAAGGGUGAGAAAGGUGAACCAGGCCUCGUAAUCGGACCUGAUGGAAACCUUCUGCAUCUGGAAGGGCUGACGGGUCCGAAGGGAGACAGAGGAUCACCUGGACCUGUUGGACCCACUGGCCAGUAUGGGCCUUCUGGAAUAAAGGGUGAAAUCGGAAUGCCUGGAAGACCUGGUCGCCCUGGUGUAAAUGGUUACAAGGGGGAGAAAGGAGAGACAGAAGCUGGCUAUGGCUACCCAGGAGUCCCUGGCCAACCAGGACCACCUGGACCCCCUGGACCAGCCAUUCCCUUAGAUCGCUUCAACCGCUAUGAUGAACCUUCAAGGAAUUACCCAGCAACUAAAGGGGAAAAAGGAGAGCAUGGGGACCGAGGCCUUCCAGGAAUCCCAGGGGCCGCCUCUAAUUUCGAUAUUUACACAUUCAAGAAUGAACUGAAGGGAGAGCGCGGAGACCUCGGUGUGAAGGGAGAAAAGGGAGAGCCCAGUGGCGGAUAUUAUGACCAACGUUUUGGAGGAGUACAAGGCCCACCAGGGCCUCCUGGCAAACCAGGCCUACAGGGUCCAAAGGGAGAACCUGUAUUGGGCCCUCCUGGACCCCAGGGUCCACCAGGGACACCAGGGAUUGGUUACGAUGGGCGUCCAGGUCCUCCAGGAGCACCUGGACCACCAGGACCCCAAGGAUCUUCCUCGCUUCCCGGAGCAUAUAUGCCCAAUCACUCCCUCAAUGUUCCUGGACCUCCUGGUCCUGCUGGUCCGCCUGGAAGUCCUGGUCACUCUUCUGGGCUUACUGUUUUAAGGUCAUACGACACAAUGAUAGCUACUGCGAGACGUCAGACGGAGGGAAGCCUCAUCUACAUCAUUGACAAAGCUGACCUCUAUUUGAGAGUGCGCGAUGGACUGCGGCAAGUCAUGCUCGGAAACUACAGUCCCUUCUUCAGAGAUCUGGAGAACGAGGUGGCAGAAGUCCAGCCUCCACCUGUGAUCCAGUACCCCCAGUCGCAGGACCAGUCCCACAACAACGGAGCUGGCCAUUACUCCCAGGGUGGUUCAGCCAUACGACCCAUUGAGCCUCCACCACUACGACCUGUAGACCCCAGAUACCCCGCACAGUAUGAUCCCAGAUUCCCAGACCCGAGACACACAGGCCAGACAGAUGGGAGAUUAGCCACACAACAGACUGAGAACAGAUACCCUGUAACUCCGCAGCGACGACCCAGCCCGCCUGUAGCGCAGCCUGCCGGCCAUGUGGAGCCAUCAGCAUCAGGACUACAUAUCAUCGCCUUGAACGCCCCUCAAACUGGUAACAUGCGAGGAAUCCGCGGGGCAGACUUCCUGUGCUUCCAGCAGGCCCGCGCUGUGGGCCUGCAGGGGACCUUCAGAGCUUUCCUGUCCUCCAAGCUUCAAGACCUCUACACCAUCGUCCGCAGGUCGGACAGGGACAGCACCCCCAUCGUGAACCUCAAGGACCAAGUGUUGUUCAGCAGUUGGGAGUCUCUCUUUGGGGAUGACGUGAGCAAAAUGAGGGAGAAUGUACCAAUUUACUCCUUCGACGGUAGAGACAUCGUCAGAGACAGCGCAUGGCCGGAGAAAAUGGUCUGGCAUGGAUCAAGCAACAAAGGCCACCGGCAAACAGACCACUACUGCGAAACAUGGCGGGCGGGCGACCACGCUGUGACUGGUCUGGCAUCAUCUCUACAGAGCGGCCAGCUCCUGCAGCAAACCUCCAGCAGCUGCUCCGGCUCCUACGUCGUCCUCUGCAUCGAGAACGCCUUCACAUCACACUCCAAAAAAUAAAUCCCGUCCAUCCUCCUAUAUAUUUUUUUCAUUUUUUUUUUUUGUUCUGGGCCCUGGUUAAACACCGUUUUAAUUUCCUGAGAACACGCCUGGUGACCAUGCGGCGUCCAUUGAACUGGCCCUGUGGCUCUUUGCCUGGCAGAGACCCUUUGCAUUGUCUGCUCCUGCCCUCCAUAAACGCCAAAGAGAUGGGUCGAACAGAGGGGUGCUGGUCCUUUUUCUCGGCGGCAUUGACACAUAUUUUCUCCUAGGUGCGGAAUGAGAGCGGAGAAAAUGUGUUCUCAAAUUGUAUCCAUUUUUUGUUUUUAUUCUGUAUAUUACAUGUUUGUUGUUUGUGAUUUUUUUUUUGUUGUUGUUGACGUUAUCAUUGUUUUACCUUUUGAACUGUUUAUAAAAAUGCUAUAUCCAUCCUGUUAUUUUUUAAUUUUAUAUUAAGUAUUGAUCAUUUCCACUUUUUUUUCCAAUUUCAUUUUAAAAUUGUGGGUAAUGACGGGGAAACAGCAAACGUUUAAAGACUAUUUUAAAGAAGUUAAUAGAUAUUUAUUUUUAAAUGAAGUUAUGUAAGGUAAAAAAUGAUUUGGAAAAAUAAAAAAAAUGCUUAAUACCCUCAUUUAUAUUCUACACAACUUGGAACAUUUCAUUCUUUUCAAAAAAGCUUCUGAUCAGAAACUGUGCCUUUUUACACAACCAGGACUGCUUUACACAAUAAGCUAUAAGCAUUAUUCUACAAAUAUUUAAAUGUUACAGCAGCAUUUGCUCAACUGCAUUCAGAUGCUUUUACUUUUGCUAAAUUUAAAUGACCUUGUUGGACACAGACACCACUGUAAUAAAUAAUCCCGCAUCCACAGGGCAAGAUUCAUCCCAGCUAAAAUUGAGCCUUAUGAAUCUAAAAUGAUUAUUUUUCCCUUUACCACUUCAUGAAAACCGAUCAGUGAGUAAGCUGGAAAUGAUUAGUUUGCUGCUAAUCUUUGUUGGAGGGAUUGCUGUCACGUGCGUUAGGGCCGGAUAAAACAGUAUGUUAAGGGGAGAGAAGCUCUUGCAGUAGCCUUGUAUGAAUUUCAGAGACUAACCCGGCCUUAAUGCUACCGAUAUCUUGAAUAUCUUGACUGAACCUGUGGAUAUCCAUUUUUACAACUAUUUGUGCUGUACUGUUUCGCCCAGGCACUGAAUAAAGGUCUUUUUCAACUACA
Messenger RNA from Anarrhichthys ocellatus (wolf-eel), 5758 nucleotides. It is a transcript of the gene col18a1a, whose product is annotated as collagen type XVIII alpha 1 chain a. Lineage: Eukaryota; Metazoa; Chordata; Actinopteri; Perciformes; Anarhichadidae. The record is from RefSeq and is a predicted model, not a curated record. Gene Ontology annotation, molecular function: extracellular matrix structural constituent conferring tensile strength. Bases 222 to 4568 code for a protein of 1448 amino acids. The transcript is spliced from 41 exons. Gene Ontology annotation, biological process: extracellular matrix organization.